AUAGACUAAAUGGAUUGUCUUUAAUAAAAACUUUCCAAAAAAUAAAGUUUUCCAAAAAAUAAUCUUAUGAUUCUUCUCUUUCGACAUCAUCAUGGCAGAACAUGAAUCAUAUAAGAUCCUUAGAAUGUGACAAAUUUUUGUUUCAUAAUUUCUGUGUGAAGUCCAAGGUUGUCCUUUUCUUCCACGGCAUCGCAUGGCCGGCGAUCUUUCACUUUCAAUUACGUCUGCUUUCAGUCACUUCUUGCGAUUUCCACCGGCAUUUAUAGGAUUUGCUCGAACAGCAGAUCCCUCACACUCUGAAAACAAUCUGUUGUGACCAAGUAAACUUUAGGCAAGCAGAGAUGGAGAAGAUAGAGCACACUACAGUGUCCACAAAUGGCAUCAAAAUGCAUGUAGCUUCAAUCGGCACGGGCCCAGUGAUUCUCUUCAUCCAUGGCUUCCCUGAGCUCUGGUACUCGUGGCGCCACCAGCUCCUCUCUCUCUCCUCCCGCGGCUACCGCUGCAUCGCUCCCGACCUCCGCGGCUAUGGCGACACAGAUGCUCCUCCAUCACCGAACUCCUAUUCUGUCCACCACUUAGUGGGCGACCUCGUCGGCCUCCUCGACGCUCUGGCGAUUGAACAGGUUUUCCUGGUAGGCCACGAUUGGGGGGCGUAUGUGGCGUGGUGGUUUUGUCUUCUUAGGCCUGAUAGGGUUAAGGCUUUGGUCAAUUUGAGCGUGCCGUUCAUGCCGCGGAAUCCAAAAAUUAAGCCUAUCGAUGGUUUCAGGGCCGUGCUUGGGAAUGAUUUCUACGGCUGCAGGUUUCAGGAACCCGGAGAGAUUGAAGAAGAGUUUGCUCAAUUUGACACUGCAACAGUGCUGAGGAAGUUUUUUGCAUUGCGCGAGCCACACCCGCUUUUUCUACCUAAACAAGCAGGAUUAAAAGGUUUGCCUUACGAUUCAAGCUUGACGCCUUGGCUCUCGAAGGAAGAUAUCGAUUACUUUGCCAGCAAAUAUAGCCAGAAAGGGUUCACUGGAGGACUGAACUAUUACCGAGUGAUCAACAUAAGCUGGGAGCUCACUGGACCUUGGACGGGGGCACAAGUCAAAAUACCGACGAAGUUUGUUAUUGGCAAUCUGGACCUUGUCUAUUAUAUGCCAGGCAUAAAGGAUUACAUUCACGGCGGUGGCUUCAAGAAGGAAGUGCCGUAUUUGGAAGAUGUGGUAGUUAUGGAAGGAGUAGCCCACUUCAUCCAGCAAGAAAAGCCUGAGGAAAUCAACGACCACAUUUACGACUUUAUAAAAACAUUUUGAUGAUGUUGUCAUGCUUUAUAUUGCUCGGUUGUAUGAAAUAUGUUUGGCUAAAUCCAGUUUCUGUGUGCCAUGUAUUUUUCUGAGACAUUAGUCAGUCACUAGAAAAAUAAAUUCAGAAACUGCUGGUGGAUGCAUUGUGUGGUAUUUGACCAGGAAAUGUGGAUGCAUUGUGUGGUAUCUGACCAGGAAAUCUAUAACAUUUUAGGUAACUUAUAUUUCA
This is a messenger RNA of Tripterygium wilfordii, 1512 nucleotides long. RefSeq names its product epoxide hydrolase A-like. The record is from RefSeq and is a predicted model, not a curated record. Gene Ontology annotation, molecular function: hydrolase activity. The transcript is spliced from 3 exons. Bases 342 to 1292 code for a protein of 316 amino acids. Lineage: Eukaryota; Viridiplantae; Streptophyta; Magnoliopsida; Celastrales; Celastraceae.